GAGCGUUUUUAUUGAACUUGUGCACAUGUUUAGGCAUGCAGUUGUAUCGUGCAUUGCAUUGGAGCUGCUCUCUAGGAAGUGUGUAAAGCACAAACGAACAUAUAAACGAACCAAUAGUGAGCAAAAGGAAUAUACGUUCAAUUCAUCUUUCAAGAGCUCAUGACGCGCGUCAAGCUGAUGUGCUAACAAUGACUUGCAGCAAAUGGAUCAUAUAGCGAUUGUUGUUGUUGUAUCGUGCAAACCUGAAAUUGGGUGUGGUCGCCGAAAAUUCAAAUAAAACCAAAGUCUUCUCGGUGGCAGCGUUCGUUUCAAAUUGAGCCAAAAGAUUAAAAUUAGUUCCGCGAUAAGCGUGUCCAAAAAUAUCGAGCGAUCUGCGCAGUGGCAAUCGCGUUUUUUUUUCAUUAUGUUAUAUAUGUCGUACACACAUGUAUUCGUACGUAGCUGUGGGUGGUUUGGUGUGCUGUUAGGGGACGAGAUUCUGAAUUUAUCAGCAGUGGGGGAAGAAACUACUUGACCCAACCAGCGUGUUAGAUAGCUUCGCACCAGUACAGAAGCGUUGAAAGAUAAAUGCGUUGGAUGUGGUUGUGUGUUGGUGUGGUUGAAGCUGAUGCCCAUUAAUGGUUUCUCCGACGCUCUGCGUUGAAUAGAGAAUAUCGGAGCGUUCAGUUGGUUCCUGCCGGCGGUCGGGAGCAGAUCGUAUUGUGCUACUAAACUUCAUCGCGUCCAGGCAACAAUCUGUGCGCCAUGGGUUACGUCAGUGUUGUGUUAUUUCUGGUGGUCCCCGCGCUCACCCUGCUUUACAUCUACUUGAAGCAGCACUACCGUCAUUGGGCAAAUCGGAACCUACCCCAGCUGGAAGCGUCCUUCCCGCUGGGCAACAUGAAGGGCGUUGGGUCCGAGAUUCACUUCAACGAUGUGCUGAACGAAGCGUACGCCAAAGGUAAAGCACAGUCGGCCCCGCUCGUCGGGCUGUACUUUAUGCUCAAGCCCAUACUGAUCGUAACCGAGCUGGACAUGGUGAAGCGCAUACUGGUGAAAGACUUUAGCAGCUUCCACGACCGUGGCCUGUACGUGAACGAGCGGGACGACCCCCUGUCCGGGCAUCUGUUUGCGCUGGACGGUGAGCGGUGGCGCUACCUGCGCAACAAGCUCAGCCCCACGUUCACGUCCGGCAAGAUUAAGCUGAUGUUCAACACGAUUUGCGAGAUCGGUGACGAGUUUCUGGCCACGGUGAAUCGGUUCGUCGAGCGGGAUGAGCCGUUGGAUGUGAAGCUGCUGUCACAGUGCUUCACCUGCGACGUGGUAGGCUCGUGCGCGUUCGGACUGCAGUGCAACUCGCUCAAAAACGGAGGCUCCAAGCUGCUCGAGAUCGGCGACAAGGUGUUUAAACCUCCCGCGUGGCGAAAUAUGCUGGUGUUUGCGCUCAUCUCGUUUAAGAAGCUGGCGAAACGAUUGCGCCUACCCGUGCUACCGGGCGAGGUGACGUCAUUCUUUAUGCCGCUUGUCACCGAGACGGUGGCGGAUCGGGAACGGAACUCGAUCGAACGGCCCGAUUUUCUCAAUCUGCUGAUACAGCUCAAGAACAAAGGUACGGUGGAGGACGAAACAACGGAGGGACUGCAAAAGCUGACGCUCGACGAGGUGGCAGCGCAGGCGUUCGUGUUCUUCUUCGCCGGGUUCGAAACGUCCUCGACAACGCUCUCGUUCGCACUGUUCGAGUUGGCCAACAAUCCCGACAUUCAGCAGCGAGUGCGGACGGAGGUGCUGGAAAAGCUUCAACUCCACGACGGCAAGAUAACGUACGACGCACUGAAAGAGAUGACGUACCUCGAUCAGGUCAUCAAUGAGACACUUCGUAUGUAUCCGCCAGUUCCGCAGCUGAUACGCGUCACCACUCAACCGUACCAGGUGGAGGGAGCGAACGUAACGCUCGAGCCCGACACGAUGCUGAUGAUACCGAUCUACGCGAUACAUCACGAUGCCAGCAUCUACCCCGACCCGGAACGCUUCGAUCCGGAUCGGUUUGCACUGGCCGCGACGCACGCAAGGCACACUCACGCGUUCCUGCCGUUCGGCGAUGGGCCGCGGAAUUGCAUCGGCAUGCGCUUUGGGCUGCUGGAGGUGAAGUUUGGCAUCGUGCAGAUGGUGAGCAAGCUGCGGUUCACCGUCAGCGAGCGUAUGCAGAUGCCGCUCCGGAUGUCAAAAACGGCCUCCAUACUGGAGGCGGAAGGAGGCAUUUGGCUUAACGCAGCGAAACUGUAAAGCUGUGCCAAGCUGUGCUGACCUAUCGCGUCGGUCAAUGUUUGAUAUCUGAUCGGAAUGACAUGUCUAUUUGGAGUCAGGGUUUCGCUUUGCCAAACAACUGUGGCCAUAUUUUGCUUACUCUUUUAGGUUACUUACUGCUGCAAUGAUCCCGUCAAUAUUAGACUGUUUGCAACCGAAGUAAAAAAUAAGAAAACUGAUAAAACUUCAUGGAAAUGAACAGGAAUUACUAAUCGACAUAAAAGUGCAAUGCUACGAAGCGAAGACAAUUUCACAAUUAAGGUGCAAUGUACGAUGCAUAUGGACAUAUGAUCGCAAUAAACAACCUAAUCCAUUACCAGUACGCUACGUUUGCGUGUGCUUAAGCAA
This is a messenger RNA of Anopheles merus, 2631 nucleotides long. RefSeq names its product cytochrome P450 6a22-like. The coding region runs from base 745 to 2262 and encodes 505 amino acids. Lineage: Eukaryota; Metazoa; Arthropoda; Insecta; Diptera; Culicidae. Gene Ontology annotation, molecular function: monooxygenase activity; oxidoreductase activity, acting on paired donors, with incorporation or reduction of molecular oxygen; heme binding. The transcript is spliced from 2 exons. The record is from RefSeq and is a predicted model, not a curated record.